GCCAACUUUACGCCGAUUGGUAAAUUAAAUUGCUUUGAGGUUUUCUCUAGUAUGUUUAACUGCUAAAAUCUGCUGUAAAUGUAGUGGAGCAGAAAUUGCAACUAACUAGUUAAUUUUAAUUGACUCUUUACUUGAUGAAAUUUUGGGUUCUCACUGUGGUGCGGUAUUAUAUGAGGUUACCACGACAGUGAAGAUGUUGUCUUGUUGGUUGUUAUGCCUUGUGAACUUGAAAUCGAUGUAGAAUCUACAGGUGGUAUUUAUACGGCAAUCGGAAAAUAUGCGGUUUUGAGCACGCGAAUAUGAAUUUGUAGUACAAAGGUUAUAUCUGUGAUGAAGUGAACAUUUAUUUCAAACAACACACAAGAUGGUUGUUCAUGUAAUGUGUUUGACAACUUCUGGUGGAUUACCGCUGUUUACGAGAAAAAGAGGAAAUGGCGAGCCUGUUAGUUUUUUAUCUCCCAUUUUCUGUAGUUGCAUCUUUUAAUGGAGUUCACAUGUUCGGGAAGUCACAUUCUGUUGUACUGAGAAGCACAUCAACACAAGAGACAGUUAUCCUUUGGAAGGUUAGAGAGGACAGUGUAACACUAAUUGCUGCAGCAUGUGGAGCUAGUGAAAUGCUUCUUGAUCAACUGCUAACUUCAGUUUUUCAUGCGAUGGUGCUUGCUGUUGGUAUUAAUGAAUUAUGUUCAACUCGUAAUGCGGAACGUCUCAAGAGAGAGCUCAGGAUUUGCUACCCUUUAGUAGAUCACCUGUUGGAAUGUGUGGAAGCAACAGGUACUGACCUGACAGCAACCUGCAACAAUGAUAUUCUGGGUUUAGUAGAAGUCAUGCUAUGUCCAGAGAAUCACUUACUGCAGAGUUUGGUGGAUGCUUGGGCAGAGUGUAUGGACUCCCUCUAUGGAUUUCUGUUAAUCCGAGGUUGUGUAGCUGUGGCCACAUCUAGCUGGUGGCAACUUGAUCCGGAGGAAAAGAAACUGCUUGCACUCCUUGUGUCUGUCAAAGGAACCUGCAAGACCUGUGACAUACCUGUGUUCCUGCCUUGUAAAAGUCCAGCUGUUCCUUUCAGACUCAUUGUAUGUGGGUUGACUGGAGGCAUACAGAUUUGUGCUCUGUGUGGACCAUCUCCACCUCUCACAGAAGUAGAAUAUGUCUCCAUUCAGUGUUGGAAAGGGGCUGUUGAUAUUUUACGAGCUGCAGAACGGUGCUUUCCUCGGAACUUCCCUCCUUGCAUCCAGCUUGACUCUGGUGUCUUGGGAAUAUUACUGGUGGAUCGCCAAGCAGGCAAAUUCUUGCUUUCUCGAAACCAGUGUGCAGAUGCAGGAAAGAAAGAGUCUCAAUCACCUAGUGGAGCCCAUAGGUUGGAUGUUCUUCGAACUUUCUACCACCAAGUGGCAGAUACUUUUAUGAAUCAUUCAUCAGACAACUCAGAAGGUGCAGCAGCUUGUGAGCAGCCUUCAACUUCUGCAGCACUUGAAACAUACUGGUGCUCAGAGUACCAUAAGUGCCAUGCAUUACGCCAUGGUGCAACACUAUUGUGCGUCUUAUAUGCAUCUGCUGUGCCAAUUCAUACAAUGAGGCUCAUAACUCAACGGACAUUGAAAUUUCUCACAGCAGAUAAACAACUUUGUUGGUAACAGAUUUCAGCUGGAGUUACAUGUCUACAAAAUAUAGCAGCAUUGCUACUGGGUACCUGAUUAUGGAAAUUCUUUCAUGAAUAGGUACAGGAACUCUACGCUAAGAAGUCAUUUCUACAUUACUUAAUGUAAUCAGCAUUACAUUGGUGAAAAGGAUAUGUUGAAUUAAAAUUACAGUUUCACUGAUAAUCCAUAAUUCAAGACUGUGUAAGGAAAUAUCCAUUUCAGAAAGUUAGAAAUGAGGAAAGGUCAAUGAAAUGAUCACAUAGAACGUGUCAAGAAGAUUGCAGAAAAAGUUAUUAACAUGUAAAAAGUAAUGUUUGUAUCAGAUAUUAUGCAUUGUCUGAAAAUAACCUUCAUCUACAUGAUUGUUAUAUUAAUAUAUAUUCAUAUAAAAACUAUAGGAUCUCGUUUUGUGUUAUGACAGAGACUGCAUAUUCUCUCUCUGACACUUUGCAUCAUGGAUCUCAUUUGUCUCAGCAUUGAGUCAAUUGGAGAUCCAACAUGACAUUUUAAAUGAAGCAGCUUCACUGUUAAUCAACUUAUUAACUUCACAUGGGUUUCAUUUGUGUUCUCUGACGUGUUGCUUGAGACGGACAUCAGUAUGGCUGAUUUAUGUAACAGACUCGGAGAAAGUUUGAUGGUCACCCAGAGUACUCUUGUAUGUUUACAUUUGAAAAUGUAGCAGCAAGUUAUGUACUUCUUACAAGGGACCCCAUCAACUGAGGCAUUUGGAGAUUAGCAUCAUGGCAGUAGACCCUCCUGUAAUUUCUUUCCCAAAACAUUAAGAGUCGACACCCCACUGUUUCUUUUUAAUGCAGGAUUUUAUGUUCUAUAUACUUUACUAUUUGUUUAUAAGUCUCAUAAAACUAGGCAUGCUUACAUUGUUGGUGAUUGUUUAGUUCAUAGCGUGUCUGUGUAUGGUGCUGGCAGCUCAAAUUUGAUUUCCAUUGUAGUUUUUGCAUUUAUUUAUUUUACUUCUUCUAUAAUUCACAUUUGAGAAUAAGAGGAGUAUAGUUGAUUUUUCAAUGUGAAAAUAAACAGUCCCCCCUUCAAGGCAACUACAGGUUGGGUACAAGAUUCUGAAAUACACAAACCUUUUACUCUGUUGAGGAGUUCUUACAGUUUAAAAUGGACUCAUAAUCCUUCUAGAGGUUGUUGCUUUUAUAUACUGCAAAUCAUCAGGAUUAACAUGUCUGCUGUAUAGCAGUAGAUUUAGUCUAAUGUCAUAAUAUUUGUUUGUUGAACCUUCAUCAUUGGUGAAACCUAAUUAAUAUUUCAAAUUGUACUCAA
Messenger RNA from Zootermopsis nevadensis, 2927 nucleotides. It is a transcript of the gene fy, whose product is annotated as fuzzy planar cell polarity protein-like protein. Gene Ontology annotation, biological process: non-motile cilium assembly; vesicle-mediated transport. The record is from RefSeq and is a predicted model, not a curated record. NCBI's taxonomy places the organism in Eukaryota, Metazoa, Arthropoda, Insecta, Blattodea, Termopsidae.